GCGCUUACGACGACGACAGCAGCGCGGGCAGAGUCGCGACUCUCCACGACACGCGGGCUCUCGUUUUGCUGAAAAACUCGCUUACUCGUUACUUCAGUCUCCUCCUCGCUACGUCCUCGUCGCAAGGCCCGUACACGCAGGAGCGCGAGCUACGUCUCAGGGCGCUGUUCCGUCGAUCGCGAUCGGCGCUGGAUAAAAUCGGCGGAAGAAAGAUCGGCUGGAUGUCGAGGGCGUGAGGUCGAGAAGGAGGAAAACCGAGCGGAAAAACCCGGCGCGAGUCUGCGGCGGCAACGUCGACCUGCGUAGAUGCGCGCGUGUGCGAGCGAAGCGAGUGAAGCCGAAGUGGUCGACCAUGAGUAUCGCUCGGCGUUGAAGAUCGUGCGUAAGUGAUCGUAUUGUGCCGCAGCGCGUGGCUCAUGCGCCAGUCGAAAAAUCGGUGAGAGGCCGAGACAUGCCCUCACCAUCCGGUAAUGAUACUAGAGGAGCAGCAUCAGAGCCCCGACGGCAGCAGCGGAGCCAUAGUCCGGCCGGCCUCGAGCAACGAUGACGAGAACCUGAGCAGCGUCCAGGUCCAGCGGGGGGAGAACGAUGGCGGCCCGGCCGCGCUCCAGCUGGCCCAGCUGGCCUCGAGCGGCUACAGCAAUCAGCUCGCCGCGACGACCAGCACCAGCUCCGAGUACGACGAGGACGAGGACGACUCGUCCUCGGGCUCGAGCGUCGCCGAGGACGAGGACAUACCCAUGGACGAGCUAGGCCAGCGGGGCUGGAUCGAGAAGCAGCGGAUGGGCUCCGAGGUGAACGGCGUUGCUCUGCCGGGCUCCGACGCCAUCCAGAUCGGCCAGCUGCACGCCACCAACACGCAGAACAUGCACAUAGGCCAGCGGGUCUUCAUCAAGAGCAAAGGCGACGUGAUCAUCAAGUCGGUCAACUACACCGCGCCCAUCAGCCCCGCGGACGAGCAGAAGCAGGCGCUGGAGAACGGCUCGAUCCACUCGGACAAGGACGGCAUCGGUAACUUUGGAUCGACGCUGGGUCCGAAGCUAUCCACCGCCACCGACACCUCCGACAAUCCGCUCUAUCCGUCACCCCAUGGCAGAGUAGCGGAAUGGUGUCUGACAAGGAGGUGUACAAUUAUCAUAUGCGUCACAGCGUUGGUCCUACUGCUGAUAACCGUACUUGCCGUUUUGUUAUCGAACACAGGUACGACAAAUGCGACGAUUCCACCCUACAACCCGGCUUCACCAAACGAUACGUCAAUCAAUAAUGAUCCAACAAUAUCUGGCGUGUGUUUUGUGACCCGAGUCGAAUGGGGAGGUCGACCUGCUAACGAACCACCCGACAAGCUCAUACAGCUGCCACCUCUCUACGUGAUAAUCAUUCAUACGGUGACAAGAUUCUGUUACACUCAGGCACAAUGUGCACCGAUCGUCCAGGAAAUCCAGGAACUACACAUGGAUAGUUGGUUAUGGGACGAUGUAGGCUACAACUUCAUGAUCGGCGGCGAUGGUCUUGUUUAUGAAGGUCGAGGCUGGGACUUUGAGGGAGCUCAUACUAAAGGCUUCAACAACAGGAGCUUAAGCAUUGCAUUAAUCGGCACUUUCACCAGAAUGGAGCCAACAAAAGCACAGCUAUACGCGACUCAGAAGUUGCUUGAGUACGGCGUGGAGAACGGCAAGAUAAGAAAUGACUACAGGUUAUUAGCGCACAGGCAGUGUAUGGAAACAGAGAGUCCUGGAGAGAUGCUGUACAAUAUCAUUAUUAAGUGGAAACAUUGGGUACCCUCGCCGUGAAGACCAGUUGAAUACAUACCAUUUUAUAAUGUAGAAAGGAUGUUCUGUAAGCCAUAGAAAUGUGUGACCUAUUUCGAUUCAUUAAUAUACUAAUUUACUAUGUAAUUAAAGAGCGUGGAACAAUCUAUGCAAUGUUUAAAUGUACUAAUAAUAAACCACCUACUUUUCCCAAGAAAGAACUUACAAAAAUGAAAACAAUCAUGCAUCUAACGUUUGACCAAAAUGCAUUCGAAGCAUUAAAAUUAAUGCAGGCGUUAUGUUAGGCAGGUUCAAUUGAAAAUAUGCAUGACGCUCAAGCUAAUAAAUGGUUGGCUUAUAAAAAUUUUAGCUUGUAAUAUGCCUAUUUCUGCAAUCUAUAAAUGCAUACAAUACAUUUUUCGUUUUCUAUCACGUUUACAUUCCAGUUAGAUCUGUUCAAUUUUUCCUAUACGUACAUAUUAGAAAUAUGCAGUCGCUUCACUUGGACUAUGUUUGCAGAUAACAACGAUAACCAGCUGUUUGUGAAACGAUCUGAAUGGGGAGGUAAGCAACCUCGUAAAGCAGCCGAAAAAUUACGAGUUUACCCACCAGAGAAAGUGGUAAUUAUUCCCACGGCGACAAAAUUCUGCAAGACUAAAUUUGAGUGCAGUCGGAUAGUAUCUAAUAUCCAGGAAUAUCACAUGAUCAAGCUGAACUUUGAUGACAUCGGCUACAACUUCCUUAUAGGAGACGAUGGUCGGAUAUAUGCGGUACGGGACUGGGGGGUCAUCGGUCAUCAUACUCAUGGCCAGAACAACGUCAGUAUCGGUGUUGCUUUCAUUGGAAAUUACCAGUAUCGAAGCCCAAUACCUCGGCAGGUUGAAGCUCUACAGACACUUUUCGACAUGGGACUUCAGAAAAAAGAGCUUGCCGAGAAUUACAGAGUUAUGGGUCUCAGGCAAGUGAAGGCAGGCGCCUUUAGUCCUGGUAAUGGGCUGUACAACGUCAUGAAAAAAUGGCAACGCUGGUCUCCCAUUAACUAGUAUCAAGACUCUACUAAUAAAAAUGUACCAAAAAUGUAUACAAAUAUAAGUAUGUACAAUUACAUCAUAUGAGGCUAGAAUAGGAAAAAGAAAUGGAUUUUUAAAUUCAUUUGAUUGAGCAAAAGCUGAGCUGUAAGUGUAUACAAAGGCACAUACAUCUAUGGGGAGCUUUUCUAAAAACACGUAAUUCAAAGCACCAACACCUUUGAAGAAAUGUGCCUUGAAAUGGCACGGUCUACCGAAACUUAAUUCGACAGGCCAGUAAGGCGAAAUAAUAACUCUUGAUGUGGAGUAAAGUAUUUAUAUUUUCUCUGGUAUAUAAGGUAAUCUGUAGCUGUCGAGCGUUCGAGAGAGACUGAUGCUUCGAGAUUUUGCUGUCCUCGGUCUGCUGGGGGUAGUUUUGGAGAGGGAAAGUUUUGCUUGCUAGAAUAUCGGAGGGAAAUGCAUUUUAAUUGGCGGAACGGUUUAGGAGGAGGAGUUUUGGGCCUGAAGGAGUGUGCGUGCGGGUUUUUCCGAAGUCUUCCAAAAAAGUGUCCAGAUGUGGGCUUGAGUCGCGCGCGGGGCGCGCGUAGUUGG
This is a messenger RNA of Nasonia vitripennis (jewel wasp), 3367 nucleotides long. RefSeq names its product peptidoglycan-recognition protein LC. NCBI's taxonomy places the organism in Eukaryota, Metazoa, Arthropoda, Insecta, Hymenoptera, Pteromalidae. The record is from RefSeq and is a predicted model, not a curated record. Gene Ontology annotation, biological process: peptidoglycan catabolic process. Bases 471 to 1790 code for a protein of 439 amino acids. The transcript has 3 exons. Gene Ontology annotation, molecular function: zinc ion binding; N-acetylmuramoyl-L-alanine amidase activity.